Molecule: messenger RNA, 735 nt
Organism: Nematocida ausubeli
Lineage: Eukaryota; Fungi; Microsporidia
Exons: 1
Coding region: 1-735 (244 amino acids)
Source: RefSeq, a predicted model, not a curated record
AUGCUAAAUGCUAUGUCUGCUAUUUUUAGAAACAGUUCUAGAAAUGCAGAUUCCCGAAUAGAGGAAGGCCGAUAUCCUAUUCAUAGAGACUCGGUAGAUAGAGAAAAAGCGGAAGAAACAUUUUUUAUAAUUUAUAUAUAUACAUGGGUGUUCCAGAUUACUUUAUGUAUACUUUUGAAUUCGUUAGCUGGUAAGUUGCUUACCAAGGAAUGGCUUUUCGAUGAAAAUGAUCCACUUUCAAGAACUCUAACAUCCUUGGCUUUUAUGUGGCUUUUCACAAUGAUUUAUUUAAUUGUCACUCCCAUAAUGCAAUAUAUAGCUGGUUUUCAUCUAGUCCAUGAUUUGACAAGAAUAAUUCAAGCAUGUAUGCCACUUAUAAUUAUUGUGUUUUCGAUUAUAACAAUAGGACUAGGUAUAUCAUCAGAAGUACCGCAAAGCGGUCCAAUGACAUCUAAGUGUGUAGUCUGCACAGAACAUAUAUUAAAAGUCGUUUGCUGCUGCUAUGCAUUCGCUAUUUUAAAUAUAGCAGGCGCAAUGUUUAUUACGCACUAUCAUGACGACUUAGAAUACGCUGAAGAAAGAUCUGGUAAGUAUCUUCUCCCUGUCCCAUAUGCGGCACUCAUUAUCCUAGUAGGAAGUGGGGCCUUUAUGUAUGGAUGUUAUGAGUUUUCUACCCAAUUAGCUAUUGAUUGUCCUAAUGUUUUCAACAAAACGAUGACUAUAUGCGAAGAUUAG